UCCCACGCAGCCAGCAGUAUAAACAUUGUGCAGCGAGGAUCCUCCCCACCAUCCGUCCUGAGGUCAGGGACCAGGACGCAGGGAGGGGGGCAGUCAUGGCUCAGAGCACCGGCCAAACUUUCCCGGACAUCGUGGAGCUGAACGUGGGGGGGCAGGUGUACGUGACGCGCCUGGAGACGCUCACGGCGGCGCCCAGGUCCCUCCUGUGGGCCAAGUUCACGCAGAGCUCCCCGCAGGAGCUGCCCACGGACAGCAAGGGCCGCUUCUUCUUCGACAGGGACGGCUUCCUGUUCCGCUACAUCCUGGACUACCUGCGGGACUCGGAGCUCUCCCUGCCGGACUUCUUCAAGGAGCGGAGGAGGCUCCAGAAGGAGGCGGACUUCUUCCAGCUCCCCGAGCUGUCGAGGCGCCUGGCGGCCGCGAGCAAGGACAGCUCCUCCACGGAGGACAGCGCGGAGCAGGAGGAGGCGGAGCUCGGCAGCCCGGUCACCUCCUCCUCCUCCUCGGACCGAGCCGGAGCCGCCUCCGGGUUCAUCACGGUGGGCUACAGGGGCAGCUACACCAUCGGCAGAGACAUCCAGGCGGACGCCAAGUUCCGCAGGGUGGCGCGCAUCACCGUGUGCGGGAAGAUCUCCUUGGCCAAGGAGGUGUUCGGGGAAACGUUGAACGAGAGCCGAGACCCGGACCGGCCCCCGGACAAGUACACGUCCCGGUACUACCUGAAGUACAACUUCCUGGAGCAGGCGUUCGACCGGCUGUCCGAGGCGGGCUUCCACAUGGUGGCCUGCAACUCCACCGGGACCUGCUCGUACGGGAGCAGCGACCCGGGGGAGGACAAGCUGUGGACCAGCUACACCGAGUAUGUCUUCUGCCGGUGAGCUGCUGCAGGGAGGGGGGUCAACAUCUGGAAACACCUGGCUGGUGUUUCACACAUUCAGCUUCUUUACUGUUCUGAGUUCAGCCACCAUGAAUCUGACAGAAGCAAAAAAAAAAACAUCUGUUGAUUUAUUUUCUCUGACACCCCCGCCCCCCCCCCGCCCCCCAUCACACCAUCACAACCUUUAUGGUGUUCAUGGUUUGGGUCAUUACUGUGGAGUGUCUGUAAAGGCCUGCAGCCCCCGUCACUCUUUCAUUUCUUACUUUCUUUAAAUCACUUCCUCCUGCUCUGAACCGUUCUGUUGCUUCCA
Nematolebias whitei (Rio pearlfish) is the source of this 1187-nucleotide messenger RNA. RefSeq names its product BTB/POZ domain-containing protein KCTD12. The record is from RefSeq and is a predicted model, not a curated record. The transcript has a single exon. Gene Ontology annotation, biological process: protein homooligomerization; regulation of G protein-coupled receptor signaling pathway. Gene Ontology annotation, cellular component: postsynaptic membrane; presynaptic membrane. Gene Ontology annotation, molecular function: protein binding. The coding region runs from base 96 to 878 and encodes 260 amino acids. Lineage: Eukaryota; Metazoa; Chordata; Actinopteri; Cyprinodontiformes; Rivulidae.